This is a messenger RNA of Fusarium venenatum, 1182 nucleotides long. RefSeq names its product kinase domain-containing protein. Gene Ontology annotation, biological process: peptidyl-serine phosphorylation; peptidyl-threonine phosphorylation. The record is from RefSeq and is a predicted model, not a curated record. Gene Ontology annotation, molecular function: ATP binding; protein serine/threonine kinase activity. Lineage: Eukaryota; Fungi; Ascomycota; Sordariomycetes; Hypocreales; Nectriaceae.
AUGGCUACUGGAAACGAUAAUGCGGAUUGCGCCUCUAUCUGGGGUGAUUUUGUUGGUUCAGACGACAAGAGCAAGAUUGAGUAUGCAUCCGAACCGGCGGAGCGAUACGAGGAGGGACUCUAUUAUCUAGUCUGCAUCGGAGAGGUCCUUGCCAACAGGUAUCGCGUUGAGCACAAACUAGGCCAUGGCGGAUUCUCAACAAUCUGGAUGGCGCAUGACAUGGUUAGCGACGAGGAUGUUGCUCUCAAGAUCAUGUCACCUGGGCCUUUCGGCCAGCGAGAGCAUACCGCGCAGAACAUUAUUGCCGGUGCUGUGCAGGACACUUCCCGCCUCUUGAUAUACCAGAAGACAUUUAGGCUACCCGGCGCCUCUAAGACACACCAUAGAGUCCUGGUUUUCCCUUUUCUGGGUCCUAGCCUGCGGACAUAUGCCUCUUCCAUGUCUACUGCCCCUCGGAGAUCGUCUGCCAAGCAGCUACUGCAGGCCAUCAAGGCGCUACACGACGGCGGAGUCGUGCAUCGAGACAUCAACAGCGCUAAUGUCUUGUAUGGACUUACUCCUUUCAAGAGUGGCACCACUGUAGCUGGCAAGUACGAAUAUCUCGGGCGUCCGCGGAAGCCCAUGUGGAAGGCCGGCCAGCUAGUCAUGCCUAUAGCUCCGCAUGAAUCUCUGGUGAAGGCGACUGUAACCCUCGCUGACUUUGGACUGGCUGCCAAGUCUGACACCUCCGUGGAGUGCAAAGUCCAAUCGCCUGCCAUCUACUGCGCCCCAGAACGUCUUCACAAUGCAGACGCGGGCUAUGCCUCCGACAUGUGGAGCCAUAUGUGCAUCUUUGCUGAGCUCUGCUUAGGCGUUCCAUUGUUCUUCGGAUCAGAGUACUCCUCAGUCGUUGACUAUAUUGUGGAAUGCCUUGGACCUUUCCCUUCGGACUGGAGGGGCUCGUAUGAGGGUGGUGGGCAAAACGACGAGUCAUGGUAUGACCAGAACAGACGGCCAUAUCCCCGUCAAGCUCUUGAAGCUAAGCUAAAGCGUGCACUGUAUAACAUCAGCCCUGUCGAGCAGCAGCUAGUGCUCUCGAUACUGCGGAGGGGUCUAUCAUAUUCCCCUGAGCACCGCUUUAGUGCCGGGCAACUUCUUGAGGAUGUAUCUUUCAAGGAGCUAAUGGCCUUGCAUGGACUUUAG